CGUAACGCACGCGUAACGCAGGGUGGUGGUUGAACACGCACAACGUGAGAAUGAUGUUUCCGUAGUCCCGGAAGAUGCGGGGAGAGUGAAAAUCCGGGCGAAAAAAGAGAGAAAAAAGUAAACGUGGUAAAUGCGUGGAUAUACCGUUACGACGUGUUUACGCGCAUAAUAUAGACACGCGCGCGUUACGUGUCCUCGGGAUAACGAUGCUGUUAUCAGGAGGCGAUCGUCGACGGCAUCCUUGAACGCACGUUUGUCGUCGAGCACCACUCCGUUUUCGAGUCUGGAGCCAACGACGGAAUAUAGAGUGAUAUGUUAACCGAAGACAAUGAUCCGACAAAACCAGCAGGGGUUUUAGACAAUGCUGGUAACGUGUCUUCCUCGACUGAAGCCUCGGUACAGCAUCCUCGCGCCGCAAACAAUGAAACCGAAGUUAAGAACGAGGUCCAAGACUGUCCCGAAAACGACAGCGUACCUAGUGGUGAACUGUAUAUUGACGAGAAUGCUGAAGAAAAAGAGCCGGAGUAUCCAGAUUCGAUGGAAAAAGCGGAUUACGGAUCCCUAUACGGCGCCAACCAAUAUUAUAACAGUCUAUACAACUCGCCGCCUUACGGAUCGACGACAGCUUCGAAAAACGCAUCGAGCUUGCAGAGCCCAUACUUAAGCUCUUAUACAUCGUCAAGCUCGAUGACGCAGUAUCCGUCCUAUGCCAGUUACAAUAGCGGGACGACGACCUUCCCGAAUAUGGCGCAAAAUAUAUCAUCGGCUUCCCAGAAAUUAGACUAUAGCGCUUACAGCAGUAGUUUGUACGGAAACGACAGGGUAUCGUUGCAGUACUCCGGAUAUUAUCCUGUGCCUGGUUAUCAUCAUCCACCGCCUACUUCAUUUAAUAUCGGAAACAUUAACUUCGCUGAUUCGACCAAGUCGCUCACGUUAGACGCAACGGCGCACGAUGCGAGCGAUCUGACCGCACGGGAAACCGCAAACAUCGAAGUGGCAACGACGAAGCCAUGCAGACGUGGAAGGAGACAGAGCGGAAGCGGAAACAGUAUCGGUUCUGCGGAUACGACGGAAGCCGGCCCCGAGCGUAUAUUUAUCUGGGAUCUCGACGAAACCAUAGUCGUGUUUCAUUCCCUACUAACCGGACAAUUCGCCACUAAGUACCGUAAGGAUGCAAGCCUUCUAGCUCAAGUGGGUUUUAGGAUGGAGGAAAUGAUAUUCAAUUUGGCGGAUACGCACUUUUUCUUCAACGACGUCGAGGACUGUGAUCAAGUGCAUAUAGAUGACGUUUCGUCGGACGACAACGGGCAGGAUCUGUCAUCCUACAAUUUCGCGACCGACGGUUUCCAGUGCGCGUCCGCGAACAAUGGGAUAUGCUUGGCGUCCGGGGUGCGAGGAGGCGUCGAUUGGAUGAGGAAGCUAGCGUUCCGCUAUCGUAAAAUCAAGGAGAUCUAUUGUAACUAUCGGAAUAACGUGGGCGGCCUCCUGGGGACAGCAAAACGCGAACAGUGGCUACAGCUGCGUUCCGAGAUCGAAAUGCUGACCGACAAUUGGUUGACGUCGGCAGUAAAAUGUCUGAACAUUAUCAACAAGAGAAGCCAUUGCAUCAAUAUCCUAGUAACGACUACGCAACUGGUACCCGCACUUUCCAAAGUUCUGCUAUUUGGCAUCGGCGGAAUAUUUCCUAUAGAGAAUAUAUACUCAGCCUCCAAAAUCGGAAAGGAGAGUUGUUUCGGUAGGGUGGUCGCUCGAUUUGGCCGUAGAUGUACGUAUGUGGUAAUAGGAGACGAUUCUGACGAGGAAACGGCAGCGCGGGCACACAACUUUCCCUUUUGGAGGAUAAAUAGUCAUUCGGACACUCAAGCCCUUUAUACUGCCUUAGAAAUGGGAUUUCUUUAAUCAAAAGCAUAUAUGAAAUAUCAGUCUCUACCAGGAAACAUUUCGGUCGUAUGAAAAAUUGCAUAACGUGUAUCUCUCUGUGCGAUUUAAAAAAAAAAAAAAAUUAACGAAGAAGCUAUGCUUAAC
Messenger RNA from Cyphomyrmex costatus, 2025 nucleotides. It is a transcript of the gene eya, whose product is annotated as eya transcriptional coactivator and phosphatase 2. Gene Ontology annotation, molecular function: protein tyrosine phosphatase activity. The record is from RefSeq and is a predicted model, not a curated record. Gene Ontology annotation, cellular component: nucleus. Gene Ontology annotation, biological process: positive regulation of DNA repair; negative regulation of extrinsic apoptotic signaling pathway in absence of ligand; multicellular organism development. NCBI's taxonomy places the organism in Eukaryota, Metazoa, Arthropoda, Insecta, Hymenoptera, Formicidae. Bases 313 to 1899 code for a protein of 528 amino acids. The transcript is spliced from 9 exons.